AUGGAUAUCCAGGAGACCCAACGCCUCCUUUCGGAGUACCUACAUGAGCUCGCAAACCUAUUCCAUCGAGUCCCUGGGUCCGCUAUUUUCUUGCGCUAUGUGAAGUCCAGCUACCAGAAUGAUCCGAUCCGCUCUGCCGUGGAGUUGUUUCUGUUUCUUUUCGCCGUACGAUAUUUGCUUGCCCCGAAAUAUUCCACGAAACCUGGUGUCGUCCAGCUCUCGGAGGAUGAAAUUGAUGAUUUGGUGGAUGAGUGGACGCCAGAGCCACUUGUGGGCAACCCUACUCCCCUAGAAGAGAUGGAAGUUGAUAAGAGGACGGUUAUUGUUGGCCCAGUUGGCCCUAAAUCGAAGCUUUCCAACGGUCGAACGGUGAUGAACCUCGGUUCCUAUAACUUCUAUAACUUCAACACGAACGAAUCCAUCAAAGAAAAGGCAAUUCAGACUCUGCGAAACUACGGUGUUGGACCCUGUGGCCCUCGCGGUUUCUACGGUACCCAGGAUGUUCAUAUGAAGACAGAGGCUGAUGUUGCGUCUUUCCUUGGCACCGCUUCGUGUAUUAUUUACGCGCAGGCCUUCUCAACCAUCUCUAGCGUGAUCCCUGCCUUUUCCAAGCGCGGAGAUAUCAUCGUUGCCGAUAAGGGUGUGAGCUUUGCUGUUCGGAAAGGCAUUCAGAUCUCUCGAAGCAUAGUCCGGUGGUAUGAGCAUAAUGAUAUGGAGGAUUUGGAGAGGGUUUUGGCCAAGAUCACCAAGGAACAAGCAAGGAAACCCCUUACCAGGCGUUUCAUCAUAACAGAGGGCUUAUUCGAGUCGUAUGGUGACCUGGUUGACCUUCCUAAGAUCAUUGAACUGAAGCUGAAGUACAAGUUCCGCUUGAUUCUUGACGAGUCAUCAUCAUUUGGUGUCCUUGGAAGGACUGGCCGUGGCGUGACUGAACACCAAAACGUCGACGCUGCAGAAGUUGAUAUGAUUGUGGGUUCGCUGGCCGGUCCAUUAGUUGCAGGAGGAGGAUUCUGUGCCGGCUCCGAGGAGAUUGUUCAUCACCAGCGUAUUUCCGCAGCUGCAUACACCUUUUCUGCAGCUCUUCCUGCUCUUUUGUCUACAACUGCCAGUGCAACGAUCAAUAUUCUCCAGAACAGCCCAGAAACAGUUUCACAAUUGCGUGACCUUACCAAGGCCAUGUGGUCUCAGCUCGAUCCCCGGAGUGAUUGGGUUUACUGCACCAGCGCUCCUGAAAACCCCGUCAUGAUCCUCGUUCUCAAGCCCGAGGUGGUUGCUGCAAAGAGACUUUCUUAUGCAGACCAACAAUUCCUCCUUCAAGAUGUCGUUGAUGAGUGCCUCACAAACGGCGUUCUAAUCACUCGCCGUAAGACCCUUGAUGAUAACUAUGAGCCCAGGCAAAUCGUUCCUCCUGGCUUGAAAGUGUGCGUAACGAUCGGCUUAACGAAAAAAGAAAUCGAAAAGGCCGGAAUUAUUAUUCGCCAUGCUAUCACGAAGGUUCUUAGCAGAAAGAAGUAA
Aspergillus ochraceoroseus IBT 24754 is the source of this 1515-nucleotide messenger RNA. It is a transcript of the gene lcbA, whose product is annotated as serine C-palmitoyltransferase subunit lcbA. Gene Ontology annotation, molecular function: pyridoxal phosphate binding; serine C-palmitoyltransferase activity. NCBI's taxonomy places the organism in Eukaryota, Fungi, Ascomycota, Eurotiomycetes, Eurotiales, Aspergillaceae. The coding region runs from base 1 to 1515 and encodes 504 amino acids. Gene Ontology annotation, biological process: ceramide biosynthetic process; sphingosine biosynthetic process. Gene Ontology annotation, cellular component: endoplasmic reticulum. The record is from RefSeq and is a predicted model, not a curated record. The transcript is spliced from 4 exons.